AUGAUCCUUUUCUUUCUUUCUUUCUUUCUUUCUUUCUUUCUUUCUUUCUUUCUACAUUCAAUUAUCCAUUCAUUUAUUCAUUCAUUUUCUAUCUUUGUACUCCCCGAGUCACCAUAUAAUUAUUCCUACCCUGUUCUCCAUAUUGUCAUUUCUUUCUUUCUUUCUUUCAUUCUUUUUUCUUCUUUCUUUUUACUGUCUUUCUUUCUUUCUUUCUUCAUUCAUUUAUUACUACAUUUACUAUAUUUCUACUCCCCUAUUCUCCAUAUAAUCCCUUCGUUAUUUCUUUCUACAUUCAAUUAUUCAUCCAUUUAUUCAUUCAUUUUAUAUCUUAGUACUACCCUAGCCUCCAUACUCCAUAUAAUUAUUUCAUCCUUCCUUCAUUCCGCCCUUUCUUUCUUUCUUUCUUUCUUUCUUUCUUUCUUUCUUCAUGAAUUCAUUCAUUUUGUAUUUUUUACACACCUUUUCUCCUUAUUGUAA
This is a messenger RNA of Acanthosepion pharaonis, 477 nucleotides long. The record is from the annotation of a GenBank genome assembly. Lineage: Eukaryota; Metazoa; Mollusca; Cephalopoda; Sepiida; Sepiidae.